Styela clava is the source of this 5216-nucleotide messenger RNA. NCBI's taxonomy places the organism in Eukaryota, Metazoa, Chordata, Ascidiacea, Stolidobranchia, Styelidae. The record is from RefSeq and is a predicted model, not a curated record.
CAUUUUUCAUAACUUAAUCAUUUAGCACACAAAAAAGCCUUUUAUAUUCUCUUCAGUUACUGUUCGAUUAAACGAAAUCAGAUCAAGCAAAGAUCAAGAUAACGUUGCCAAGAACAUUGAAGAAUUUUUAGUUAUUCUGUUUUAAAAAAGUUUUCAGAAAGUUUUAAGAAAGUUUUAGAAGAAGCUCAGAGGAAAUGGAUCCAGCUUCAUCUACCGAAGUUAAAGGAGUUGCCCCAGAAUUCGUAGAGAAGCCCCGAGGAAGAAGCGCCAAACUCGGAGGAACAAUCAAAUUUAGCAGUCGUAUCACCGGAAGUCCGAAACCGCAGGUUAUCUGGCUGAAACAGGGUAAACCAAUGAAAGAAGAUGGGCGUAUUACUAUAUACCAGGAUCAGGAGAAAGACGAGUACGUCCUUACAGUGUCCCGUGUCCGUGAGGGCGAUUACGGAGAAUACGUUUGCUUUGCAGACAAUGAAAACGGAGAGACGAAGUGCCGCGUCUGUUUGUCAAAAUACGACCGACGUGGAUCUUCCAGUGAAUCCGAAGAUGCCUGCGAUGACAUGGAAGUAGAUCCGAAUGCUACAUUGCCUGUUUUUGUCCGAAAACCCAAAGAUCAGGCAAAAAUUACUGGUGACACUGCAGUGUUUACUGCAAAAGUUUUCGGAAACCCAGAACCAACUGUUCAUUGGACGAAAGGAAAGUGGAUGAAGAUUAACGGAUAUGGACGUUUUAAAAUGUCUCACAACAAGGAAGCCCAUACUUAUACAUUGAAAGUUACAAACCUAGAUGUCCCAGACACUGGUUUAUACAGAUGUGUAGCCUCAAACAAACAUGGGGAAGUUGAUUCAUCUUUCCAAGUCACAGUUACAGAACAUGUAGUUAAGGAGAAAUUUGAACCGGAACAACUUAGAAAAGUAUCAGCGAAUGACAAACCAGGUGUGAAAUUUGAAGAUAUUGCAGAAAUCAUGGAAUUGUUAAGAGAGGUUGAUCCGAAAGAAUACGAAAAAUAUGCUAGAUAUUACAAUCUUAAGGACUUGAAACCUACUUUGUCAAGAUAUCAGGAAAGCCAAGAAAUCGAAGAUGAAGAAUUGUUAGCUGCCGUUUGUCAAGAUGCUUCAGAUGCCGGUGAUUUGCUUAGUUUUAUGCAGAGAAACUUGUCUGUUACUGAACCCGUCAAAGAGAUUAGAGGUCUUGAAAGUAUCAAUGCUUUACAAGGCACUGAUAUUGAGUUUUUAGCCGAACUAAAGAUGUUUGUACCAGAAAUCGAAGUGAAUUGGUACAAAGGAAAUCGCAAGGUCACACCCAGUGAAAGAUUCGAAAUAAUUCAAGAUGGAGACAUCUAUCGACUGAAGAUUUCGAAUGUGGAUCUCAGCGAUGCAUCUCGCUAUAGGAUUGUUGCUGGACCUUAUUCAUCUACAGCACGACUACGUGUUGCAGAUGAUUUGGACAAAUUGCAAGAACUAAAUUAUGAAAAAGUUGCUCAGUUGGAUAUUGAAAACACAGAAGCAUUUUCUGCAUGUUUGGAAACCUAUACCUGUACUGAAAUGGAGACUGUAAUCUUUGAAUGUGAAGUUAAAGAUGUCAACGCUAGAGUCACGUGGUACAAGGAUGGAGAACCAAUUGAUUUAAAGAAUGCAACUGACAAAUACAAGUUGAUUGAAGACGGAAGAAAACGAUCCCUGAUUGUCAAAAGAACAAACAGUGAAGAUUCUUCAGAGUAUACUUGUAUAUCCGGUCAAAGUUCCACAACAGGAUUAUUGAUUGUCCAAGAUGGAAUCCAAGAUAAGUCGGUGAAUGUUGGUGGUGCUGCUUCAUUUGAAGUGGUAACUCAACGUGAUUCAACCACGCUCAUCUGGUAUCUUGAUGGAAAAAAAUUGGAAAAUGGAGAAAAUGUCCAAAUAAGCCAGCAAGGAAAUGUACACACUCUCAAACUUCACAACCUGCGAGUUUCUCAGGCUGGUGUGAUAAAGUAUGAAGUCAUUGAUUCUUCAGUGGCAGAUUUGAUCAGAUCAGAGUCUGAUGAUAAGUCUUGCAAAGACAAAGUUAUUGGAACUGGUGAAGCAAAACUGACGGUUGCUAAGGAUACAAAAGUGCCAAAAAGUUCAAAAUUUGAUUAUGAAGUUGAAAGGGAAGACAUUCAAGUCAAAUGGCUCAAGAAUGACACUGUUGAAAUUCGCGAAAGUGAAAAGUAUAGAUUGGAGUCGUAUGGUUGUAAGCGUUCUCUGAUUGUGAACUAUAUAUCACCAGAUGAUCAAUCGACAUACAAAUGUGAGCCAAUUGAUUCUGCAGCAAAAGUGGAAUCAAGUCUUCAAGAAGUACGCACUUGCGAAGGUGGAGAGGCCACUUUUCAUUGCGUAUUGUCCCAUAACGAUGUCAAUAUUACAUGGUACAAACAAGGUGCAAAGUUGAAAAACAGCAAUGUCAUAAAAAUUUCAAAAAAUGGGCGUGAGCAUACUUUGACUCUUACUGAUGUUACGCUUGAAGAUGCUGGCGCAAUUUCAAUUGAAACUGAUUGUGGUUUGAAGGAUUCUACAUCUCUAAUUGUUGACUCAUCUGAGAUAGAAAUUUUAGAAAAGCUGGAAGAUGGAAUAUUUGAUGAAGGCAGCACUGUUACUUUAUCAUGUGUUUUGAGUGUGCCAAAUGUUCAUGGUUCCUGGUAUUGUAAUGAUCAAAAGCUAACCAGAUCAGAGUCUAUCAAAAUUCGAACUGAAGGCACAAAACAAUCGCUCAUACUACAUGAUAUCACUGUUGAUGAUGCCGGAACAUAUUAUUUUGCUGCAAUUGGCAUGAAAACCACUGCAAAUAUUACUGUAAAUGAAUCAGGCAUUCGUUUCACCAAAAAGCUUCAAGACACCAGUGUUACGGAACUGGAUGUUGCUGAAUUAUCUUGUGAGCUCAGUAAGCAGUCUGGAAAAGUGACAUGGUACAAAAACGGUGCUGAAAUGAAGUCUUCAGAACAUGCUGAAAUCAUUACUGAAGGAAAAUGGCGUCGUUUAGUUAUAACUAAAGCUACUGAACAGGAUGCAGGUCUUUAUUCAUGCAAGUGUGAAAAAGUGGAAACCAGAUGCAACCUGAGCAUUGAUGAACGUGGCAUCAAAAUUCGUCAGGAAUUGCGUGAAAUUGAAGUGCCAGAAGAUGGGACUGCUUCUUUCGAAUGCGAGGUCUCUCACAAUGAAGUUAAUGUUAAUUGGUUUCUGAAUGAUACUCUUCUGAAAGUCUCCGAAAAUGUCUUAAUUAAAUCAAUUGGACGCAAACAUAGGCUUGUAUUGAGCCAUCUAACUGCUCAACAGUCGGGUCGAGUUGAGAUAAAAGCAGGAAGUGCUUCAUCUAUUGCACGCCUAGAAGUUCUUGAGCCUCCUGUUGAGUUUGUAUGCGGUCUAAAAGAUGUGAUCGUUGAAGAAACAUCGGACGCAAAGUUGGAAUGCGAGGUAUCGAGAAAAUCUGCUCAAGUACGUUGGUACAAAGGCCGUACUUUAAUCCAGGCUUCAGAAAAGCAUACUAUCGUAGCAGAGGGUUGCAAACGUUCAUUAAUAUUGCACAAAUGCACAUUUGAAGAUGAGAAAAAAUAUAUCUGUGAUGCUGAUGAUGUGAGGACCUAUGGAAAACUGACUGUUGCACCUCGAGAAAUAAAAUUCAUCCAAUCAUUGAAAGAAACUAAAGUGAUUGAACGAGAUGAAGCUCGAUUUGAAAUAGUUCUUUCACACAAAGACGUCGAGGUUUCAUGGUUCAAAAAUGGUGCCAAAAUGAGCAGGACCAAAAAUGUUGAUUUUGGGAGUGAUGGAGAUAAACACUGGAUGGUUAUUCAUAGUGUCGAUUUGGAUGAUGACACUGCUACUAUUUCAGCUCACGCUGAGGAGGAGAAGUCUAGUGCUCUAUUAUCUGUUGAAGAAUACACUGUUGAAAUUGUCAAACCAAUGGGUGAUACUACAGUAAUUGAAAAGAACACUGCUGAAUUUGUUGUCGAAACAAAUUAUGACAACAUACCUCACUUCUGGUAUAAAGAUGAUGUUAAGCUCAAAAGGGGAAAUUUCAUUGAAAUUUUGGAAGAAGGCAGGCGACACACAUUGAAGAUGCAUAACUGCCAAUUAUCAGACACCUCUGUCAUCAGAUUUUCUUCUAAAACUGCAGAGUCAACUUCCAGAUUGACCGUAAUAGAACCGCCAGUGCACUUUUCCAAGCCACUCAAAACUAAAACAUGUGAAGAAAUGGACAAAGUAGCAUUGGAAUGUGAAGUUAGUCGACCAAAUGCAAUUGUAACAUGGUAUAGAGAAAAUGAUAAACUUUCUGAUGGAGAAAAGUAUAAGAUUGAAAGUGAAGGUGUUCUGCGGCGUUUAGUGAUUUUCAAGACCACUAUGGCAGACAACACAGAUUGGACAUGUGAUGGUGUUGAUAGCAAGACGUCGACAAAACUUGUUGUGAAAGAAAUUGGAAUUACUUUCACAAAACCACUGAAAGCUGUGUCAUUUCAAGAAGGUGAAGAUGCAUGCUUGUCAUGUGAAAUUAAUACAUCUAAAGAGGUUGAUGCUGAAUGGAUCCAAUAUGACAAAAUUAUCAACAGUCUGAAAAAUAUCAAAUGACACAUAAUGGGAAGAAGUUACAACUUUUAGUCAAGAACUGUACGGUCAGAGAUGAAGGAAAAUUGAAUGUCACGUCCGAAAAGUUUCUUCUUCUGCUAAGUUGAGCAUCAAACAGAAGCCAGCAAAGAUUGUUCAACAAAUUUCUGAUAUUAUUGCAGAAGAGGGACAGCCUUCCGCUACGUUAACUUGCGGCAUGAACAAGAAUUCUGGGAGCGUAAAAUGGUUCAAAGAAAACAAGGAAUUGAAUGAACAAAGUGGCAAGUAUGAGUUUGUCAUUUCUGGAAAAUCUCGUUCACUUGUUGUGAAAGACAUUACUAAAAGUGACAAAGGAUCUUACACUUGUAAGUCUGGAAAUGAAAAGUCUACAGGAAAAAUCACAGUUAAAGAUGGCAUCAAGUUUGUUCAGCCACUGAAUGCCACUGAAGUAUUUGAGAAAGAUUCCGUUGCACUUGAAUGUAUUCUGUCAGAAGAUGUGCCAGUUCAAUGGCGACUUAAUGGUCACACUUUUCCAAUUGGCAAGGAUGUCAUAAGUUCUGCCUGAAGGAAACAAAAGAACUUUGACUAUCCCGUUUGUAGCCAUGAGUAAUGCUGGUUUGUAUUCUGUCACCGCUCGAUUUGCAAAGACUGAAGCAUCUAUGACUG